Oikopleura dioica is the source of this 831-nucleotide messenger RNA. Lineage: Eukaryota; Metazoa; Chordata; Appendicularia; Copelata; Oikopleuridae. The record is from the annotation of a GenBank genome assembly.
AUGGAAGAGUACGUCUGUCGUGGAAUUUACAAAACACCUGCGGCGCCUCCUCAUUGCUCCAUUUAUGGCACGGUGGACGGGUCGACAUUUGAAAGUGGCGAGAUGGAGGCGGAAAUGGAUGGCGAUAAAUUUUCUUGUAGAACUGGAGUUAGUUCUAAUCUUCCGGCCUCCCUUAUCUGCGAAGUUUCAACCAACGAAUUUCCUCCUAUCUCGUCCGAGCUCUUCCAAAACGGCGAUGAGUCCAAGCUCGCCGUUGGUGUCGUCGUUGGCAUCUGUGUCGGAGUCUUUCUCCUUUGCCUUGGCGUAGCGCUUUUCUUCGUCUUCCGAAAUCGCAAGAAUCAGAAAAGUCGAGCUCCUUCGAUUUCGUAUCCUGAGUCGGUUGUCAACGGACAUGCGACUGCUGGAAGCUUCAAUUCCGGAAAACCAAGGCAGAUUUCGACGACUUUUGUUGGCAACUACAAUCAAGAAAGCGAUUCGGAGUACUCAGAAGAAGAGGUUUACUCGGAGACCGAUGAGUCAUCAGAAGAUGAAAUCGCCAGAAUCAAGAGCAAGUAUCGUAGUCAAUCUUCAACCAACCAUCAAUCAAGCCGAUAUCAAGCUGUCCCUCUUCAUCACGACACAACUACAGUCGACCUCACCCUCAGUCGCCCUCCACAGAAUCAUCAUCAUCAAAGCCUUCAUGCGCCAAGCUACAGUCCUCCGCCCCCACCAGAAGCGACGGAGGAGAGCAUUCAGAUUCUCAAACAGUUCCAGAGCAUUUUUACGGCGAAUGAAAAUGCGAAUCGAAAAGGUCGCAGUGGAAGCAAAUUUCAAGAAUCUGUAGUUAUUUGA